AUGAAGGCUCUCAUUCUCGUUGGCGGCUUCGGCACGCGUCUGCGACCUCUGACCCUCACCAUGCCCAAGCCCCUGGUCGAGUUUGCGAACAAGCCCAUGAUCCUGCACCAGAUCGAGGCUCUCGCUGCUGUUGGUGUCACUGAUGUUGUCCUCGCUGUCAACUACCGCCCGGAGAUCAUGGAACGGGUCCUGAAGGAGUACGAGACCGAACUCGGUGUCAAGAUCCAUUUCUCCCUCGAGAGCGAGCCCCUCGGCACCGCCGGCCCCCUCAAGCUUGCAGAGGGCAUCCUGGCGAAGGACGACUCGCCCUUCUUCGUCCUCAACUCUGACAUCACCUGCGACUUCCCCUUCAAGCAGCUUGCCGAGUUCCACAAGUCCCACGGUGAUGAGGGUACCAUCGUUGUGACCAAGGUCGAGGAGCCGUCCAAGUACGGUGUCAUUGUCCACAAGCCCAACCACCCGUCGCGCAUCGAUCGUUUCGUCGAGAAGCCUGUCGAGUUCGUCGGCAACCGUAUCAAUGCCGGUCUGUACAUGCUCAACGUCUCGGUCCUUGACCGUAUCGAGAAGAACCGCCCUACUUCUAUCGAGCAGGAGACCUUCCCCGCUGUCGUCAAAGACGGUCUGUUGCACUCGUUCGACCUCGACGGCUUUUGGAUGGACAUUGGUCAGCCCAAGGAUUACCUGACUGGCACCUGCCUCUACCUUUCUUCCCUGACCAAGAAGAACUCAAAGCUUCUCUGCUCACCGUCCGAGAGCUUCGUCCAUGGUGGAAAUGUCAUGGUUGACAAGAGUGCCAAGAUCGGCAAGAAUUGCCGUAUCGGACCCAAUGUCAUUAUUGGCAAGGACGUUGUCGUCGGCGAUGGUGUACGACUCCAACGCUGCACUCUCCUGCCUGGCUCUAAGGUUAAGGACCACGCUUGGAUUAAGAGCGCUAUUGUUGGCUGGAACAGCUCCGUCGGCAAGUGGGCUCGCCUGGAGAACGUCACCGUUCUUGGUGACGACGUGACCAUCGGUGACGAGAUCUACGUCAACGGUGGUAGCAUCCUUCCCCACAAGAGCAUCAAGGUCAAUGUUGAUGUGCCGGCCAUCAUCAUGUAA
Molecule: messenger RNA, 1098 nt
Organism: Anthostomella pinea
Lineage: Eukaryota; Fungi; Ascomycota; Sordariomycetes; Xylariales; Xylariaceae
Source: the annotation of a GenBank genome assembly